GGAAACAUAUUUUGGUUUCGUCUAUAAAUAGCUUUCCACUCGCCUCUUCUACUCUCAUCAACCCUAAGCUUCCCUCAAUUCAAACAAACUCAUCUUCUUUCUCUCUCUCUAGCUCUGGAAGAGAGAGAGCGAGCUUACUCACAUACUAAUGGCGACACCAGUAGAAAUCUCAACUCUCGAACUCAUCGAACAACACCUCCUCGGCGACUUCUCUCCUGUUGACAGCUACGAUAUUAAUAGCCUCAGCGACACCAGCUCGAUUUUCACAGCAUUCGAUUCUGCAACCAGUGUUCAAACCGAGGGUUCAAGCUCUCAAUCUUAUUCCUUCUGUUCACAGACUUUAAGCUCUGACUCUACCAUCGCAAUCUCUGAUUACCUGGACUCGAACCAAGUUAACAAUACUCGAAAUUUUGAUUUUGUCCAUAACUCGAUCAAUUUCGAGCAAAAUCAAUUUAAUUACUUUGGAUUUGAGUCUAAACCUCAAAUAAUCGAUCUCACUACACCGAAACCAGUGAAUUUGAACACUCAGACAAGUUCUAGAUCGAGCUUCAGCGAGCGUAAGCCGUCGUUGAAGAUUGACCUAGCUCCGGUCAAGAAAUUGGAGUGGUUGGAUUUCCGCCAACCAACUAAGCCAGCAGUUUCCGAAGAGAAACCGUUUAGUAGGCACUACAGAGGCGUCCGGCAAAGGAGGUGGGGGAAGUUCGCGGCGGAGAUCAGAGAUCCGAAGCGGCGAGGGUCUAGGGUUUGGCUAGGGACAUUCGACACCGCCAUUGAUGCCGCCAAGGCCUACGAUCGAGCCGCAUUCAAGAUGCGUGGGAGCAAAGCCAUUCUCAACUUCCCACUCCAAGUAGGAAAUUGGCGUCACUCCUCCUCCGCCGGCACGAAGAGGCGGAGAGAGGUUAAAGAACAAACAGAGGAAAGGUCUGUGAAGAAGGAGAGGUUACCGGAAUCUGAAGCAUCGGUGGUUAGUAGUGCAGCGAGUUGUUCUUUAACGCCGUCUAGUUGGACAGCCCUGUGGCAUCAAAAUGCAGAUGGUAUCUUUGACGCCGCGCUGUUAUCGCCGUUAUCUCUUCACCCUUUGUUGGGCUAUUCACAAGUCAUGGUCAUUUAAAGGAGUAGUUUUUUCGUGAGUCGUUCUAGUUUUGGAUGUAUAUAGGGAAUGCCGUGAGGAAUCGGAAACGUUUUACAAAUGACAAACCAUGUUUGCAGAGAAAAUUGUCCACGUGGUUUGAAACGGCAAUGCUUUGAUUAUGAGGGGAAAAAAAUGUAUUAUUAGUUGAUUUGAAUUUAUAUAAACUUGAACAUGAUUUUGUCUUUAAAA
Camellia sinensis is the source of this 1321-nucleotide messenger RNA. Its product is annotated as ethylene-responsive transcription factor 5. Gene Ontology annotation, molecular function: DNA-binding transcription factor activity; DNA binding. Lineage: Eukaryota; Viridiplantae; Streptophyta; Magnoliopsida; Ericales; Theaceae. Gene Ontology annotation, biological process: regulation of DNA-templated transcription; ethylene-activated signaling pathway. The record is from RefSeq and is a predicted model, not a curated record.